Molecule: messenger RNA, 633 nt
Organism: Coffea arabica (coffee)
Lineage: Eukaryota; Viridiplantae; Streptophyta; Magnoliopsida; Gentianales; Rubiaceae
Source: RefSeq, a predicted model, not a curated record
AUGGCAGAAAGUGAGGAAUUUCUGGCGUUUAUAGAGGAGGCAGGGGUUUUUGAUGCGGGAUUUUUUGGAUCGAGUUUCACUUGGAGUAAUAACAGGAGGGGACGAGCUCGAAUUUGGAAGAGGCUGGAUAGACUGUUAAUCAAUGAGAAGUGCCUAAAUGUUGCUUCGGCAAUAUCUGUUGUACACCUAGCACGACACCCUUCGGAUCACUCUCCGCUAAGAAUCUCCUUUGCGUCACGACUAGACAAUAAACCACGGCUUUUUCGCUUCUUGAAUGUAUGGGCAGCAAGGCCAGACCUAUUGGAGGCAUCAGAUUGGAAUAAGCAGUCAUUUGGGAAUGUAUUUGAUGCGGUCCGGGAGGCAGAGGCGGGAGUAUUGAGAGCAGAGGCGGUUGUGGAGAAUGAAACAUCGGAGAAGGCGCAGAUUGAGCUACAAAGAGCUCAAGCUGAACUUACGAGAUCGCUAGCAAUCGAAGAGCAAUUUUGGCGGCAGAAGGCAAGAGUGAAAUGGCUUCGUAGUGGGGACCGGAACACCAAAUACUUUCAUGCGGUGGUUAAACAGAGGAGAGUGCACGAAAUGAUACACAGAAUUAGGAAGCAGAUGGGCAAUGGGUGGAGGAUGACGAUGCAAUAA